AUGAGCCUGCAUGCAAAAUCCACAUGAACGGUGGUGAUGGCCCUGAAAGCUACACAAAAAAUUCCAAGUACCAGAAACAACUAGUGAAUUACUCAAAGCAACUCACCAUUGAGCUAAUUGAGCAGCAUCUUGAUGUUGAAAGCUCUUGCUUCGACCCCUCUAAACCGUUUCAAAUGGCAGAUUUUGGCUGUUCUACGGGACCAAACACGUUCAUGGCAGUGCAGAACAUUUCUGAAGCAGUGCAGCGAAAAUACUGCAAGAAAUGGCAGGAGGAAUCGGGGAUACCAGAGUUUCAUGUCUUCUUUAAUGAUCUCGCUGAGAAUGAUUUCAAUGUUCUGUUCAGAAACAUGCCUACUAACCGCCCUCGCCAUUUUACUGCUGGGGUACCCGGUUCCUUCCAUGGCCGCCUUUUUCCGAAGGGCUCCCUGCAUCUCGGGCACUGCUCUUGCGCGCUUAUGUAUCUCUCGAGGCUCCCUAAGGAAAUCGUGGAUAAAAACUCCCCUGCUUGGAACAAAGGCAGAAUUCACUACAGCACCCCGGGAGCAGCAAAAGAAGUCAAGGAGGCUUAUUCGGCUCAGUUCAGACAAGACGUGCUUACCUUUCUGGAUGCACGGGGAGAUGAACUCGUUCCUGGAGGUUUAAUGGUGAUCAUAGUAAUCGGGAUUCCUGAUGGCGUCCUUCCCUCCGAGUGUGGCAUGGGUAUGAAUACCGCCAUUCUCGGAUCCUGCCUGCAGGACAUGGUGAAUAUGGCAAGAAUACCAGAAGAGGAUUUCGAUUCAUUCAACCUUCCAAUGUAUCAUACAUCUCCUACAGAAUUUGAAGCACUGAUAAAAGAAAACGGAUUGUUUGAUAUCGUGAAGUUUGAGAGGUUACCUAAUCCAUUUACAAAGGAAGCAGCAGCAGAUGUCGAAAGGGGUAUUUUACUCACAAGGGCUGUUUUCCAGGGACUAAUCGAGGAUCACUUCGGGAAAGACAUCAUAGAGGAUUUCUUCAAACUUUACUCGAAAAAGCUAGCUGCAAAUCCAAUGGUGUUUCAUGAGAAAUAUCGCCAAGAAGGCAGUUACUUUGUGUUUCUGAAGCGAAAAAUUGCAGAUUAGA
This is a messenger RNA of Ipomoea triloba (trilobed morning glory), 1098 nucleotides long. Its product is annotated as loganic acid O-methyltransferase-like. Gene Ontology annotation, biological process: methylation. NCBI's taxonomy places the organism in Eukaryota, Viridiplantae, Streptophyta, Magnoliopsida, Solanales, Convolvulaceae. The record is from RefSeq and is a predicted model, not a curated record. The transcript is spliced from 4 exons. Bases 24 to 1097 code for a protein of 357 amino acids. Gene Ontology annotation, molecular function: S-adenosylmethionine-dependent methyltransferase activity.